Messenger RNA from Truncatella angustata, 1912 nucleotides. RefSeq lists its product as uncharacterized. The transcript is spliced from 2 exons. The coding region runs from base 176 to 1528 and encodes 450 amino acids. The record is from RefSeq and is a predicted model, not a curated record. NCBI's taxonomy places the organism in Eukaryota, Fungi, Ascomycota, Sordariomycetes, Amphisphaeriales, Sporocadaceae.
CCAACUUCUAUAAAAUAUCAGCUAAUCGGUGAUCUUUCGCUGCCGUCCUUGAAGUAACUCCUUCGUUCAAAGUUACUCUCAUCCUUCGUUACGCGCACUUGUGAUAAAAGUUCCCGCAGCUUUACACUUCUUCCGCUCUAUCCCGUACUUCCCGUGCACAAUAACCUCAGUCAAGAUGAAGUCGGUUUACGCCAUCCUGGCUCUGGCCGGCUCUGCUCUGGCAGGUGGAUAUGGUGGUAAGGAUGGUGACAAGACUGUGACCGCUACCACCUACGAGACAACGACCGUUUGCCCUGUGACAAACACUGUCACCAAGGGAGGAUCUACCUAUGCUGAGACUACACUCACUACCUCCACCAUCACUGUGACAAGCUGUGCAGGGGGCUACUGCGGAGGCGAGGUCACAACCACUCUCCCAGACAAGACUGUUGGAACAACAACUGAGGUUGAUGUUACCUACACUACUGUUUGCCCCGUCACCGAGACGAAGACCGUUGGUGGCUCAACUGUCACCAAUGUCUACACCGCUACCAGCACUUAUAUUGUCCAAGGAGAGUCCACUGUCUACAUUACCAAGACCGGUCCUGCAGUGACCGUGCCCACCACAACUGAAGUUGCGGUCACUUACACCACUAUUUGCGAUGUGACUGAGACCAAGACCGUCGGUGGCUCAACUGUUUAUGAGGUCCACACUGCUACCUCAACCUACGUCGUCAAGGGCGAGUCCACCCACUACAUCACCGCAACCGGUCCAGCUGUGACAAUCCCUACCACCACCGAGGUUGAUGUGACUUACACCACUGUCUGCCCUGUCACUGAGACUGUCUCCGCUCCCGGCUCAACUUAUACCAAGACCUACACCACCACCAGUGUCGUUGUCACCAAGAUUGGAACCACAGUUUACGAGACCAAGAGUGGCCCUGCUGUUACCCAGACUACCGGUGCCAUUGAAUACACUACCUUGACCAGUCUGUGCCCUGUCACUGAGACCAAGACUAUCGGUGGUUCUACAGUUGUCCUUACCUGGACUUCCACCUCCACCAUCAAGACUGUUGUCCCCACAACCGCCACUGCUUACACUUCUUAUGUUGUAACUCAGCACGUCUCUACUGAGGUCUUCACCACCGAGAUCUCCCCCGAGACCACCUACACAACCGUCAGCGCCGGCAGCACCAUCUACGUUACCAAGACCGGUACUGAGACUGUCACCUCCACAAAGGAAUACACUAAUGUUGAGACUGUCCCUGUCACCAAGACCACUGAGGUUGAGGUAACAUACACUACUGAGGCUACUGCCGGCGAGACUGUCACUGCCUACCCUACCGUUUGGGUUACUCAGAGCGGUUCAACCGUCAUCACCCAGUCGAAGGCUCCCACUACUGUCAGCUCCUACCACAGUGCUACUCUGCCCGCCACCUCUACCUCGGCCACGGCCCCUGUGACCGUUUCCACCGCACUCGCUGCCCAUGUCACCCAGGCUGCUGGUGCCAUGCUUGCUGGUGUUGCUGCCCUGAUGGCAGUUUUGUAAUCACCUGGAACACGGAAUUACAUAUAAUUUUUAAUUUUCAUGGCGGAAGCACAACUUUCGCAUAUAUUUAAUGACAUUAUGAUCACGCUACGACAUCAGAACGGCUUGGCAUAGACACUCCUUUAGGAACAAAGAGAUGGGACGGCGAUUUGGUGAUCAUGGAUGGAAUUCUCCAUGGGUCGGAACCGGAGUUGGGGUCGUAUAUAGGACAUAGGAGUUUCCUUGGGAAAAUCAUAGCAUUUAGGACGCUGAAAACUUGGCAUGAUCCCCGAAUAUUGGGUCUCAUCUAGUAGUAGUUUCUAGUUUAGAUAAUUAUUAUUCAUGUACAUAGAUCCACUUCAGAAGCCUCUCAAGAGGCUAUAUUAAUCAUGACUCAUGCCACAA